AUGGGAUGUAACAUGUGCGUAGUGAACCGACCAGAGGAGCAGUACCGAAUCAUGUUCCAGCUCAAAGGGAGAAGAUCAUCUCCUCUCUCUCAGGAUAAGGAUGGCCAGUCCCAUGAUCCUUUGCUCCUGCAGGUGGUGCGUAAGGGGCACAGGAGAAGAGCAGGCACUACGGGGAGUUCACCCAGAGUCAUGGCCAUUACAGACUGUGUGGACAGUGGCACUCAAACAGACAUCAGCUUCCAGAACCUUCUCAGCAUGGGCAGGGGAUCCUAUUCUGGAGGUGGAGACUCCCCUCUGCCUCCUCCUUCUCCUCCUCUGCCAAAGUCACAUCUGCUUAGUGAUCUAUGUGUUCUGGAGUCUCAGUACAGCGACCCCACUGACUACUUUGAUAUCGCUCAUCAUGAGGUGGACAGACAGGAAGAGCUGGAGUAUGAGGAGGUGGAGUUGUACAAGUCCAGUCAGCAGGACAAGCUGGGCCUGACAGUGUGCUACCGCACUGAUGAUGAGGAAGACUUGGGGAUUUACGUAGGGGAGGUCAACCCCAACAGCAUUGCUGCAAAGGACGGGCGCAUCCGACAGGGUGACAGAAUAUUACAGAUAAACGGAGUGGACAUCCAGAACAGGGAGGAGGCAGUGGCCAUUCUGACCCGAGAGGACAGCACCAACAUCUCUCUGCUGCUGGCAAGACCAGACAUAGAGACUGACACUCAUGUGGAUCCAGAGGAGUUGGACUGUGAGCUGCCAGUUGGGAUGUCUGUGGACAGUCUGAGCUCUACUCAUUUGCCCAGUUUUUACCGGUUUAGGCAAAGGGCCCAGGUGGAAGUGAGCGAGGAAUCUACCCAGCACAGAGAUACUCCAGCACUCAGCCUGGCCACACUCAGCAACAGCCAAGAGCUGGACAGUGGUGUGGGUCGUACUGACGAGAGCACCAAGAAUGAGGAGUCAUCUGAACAUGAUCUGCUGGCUGAUGAACAGACCAGUGCUUCUAAUACCAAUGCCACCAACACUCCGGGCAGCUUGCGCAAGUUCCGCCUUGGCCGUGGAGAUACACCUCCUCUGCUCCACCUCCGGGAGUUCCACCUCAGCUCCGACUCCUUGCCGGGUUUGGAUGGUGCCAGUGGUUACUUCCAUGACCCUGUGAUGACGAUGAUGAUGCCAGGCCUAACUGAGGAAGAGUGUGAGAGGUACCGACAACUGCUGGAGAUCAAGUGCCAGUAUGAAAGGAAUGGGAACGCUCAAGGAAGAGCGAAAGAGCAUGAGGGAGAGAAGGAUGGAGCAGAAGAUGAGAGUGCCAAGGCAGCUCUGGAUGUGAACUGUAACGAGAGUCUAUCAGAGCAUGAGCUGGCCCUAAUUGAAGAGGAAUUACGACAUCUGGAGUUUAAGUGCCGGAACAUUCUGAGAGCCCAGAAGAUGCAGCAGUUGAGGGAGCGCUGUCUGAAAGCCUGGUUGCUGGAAGAGGAGGCAGAAGGCCGAGGGUCUGCAGACCACCAGGGCUCUCCUUUCGAGCUCUCUGACAUUAAGGAGCUACCUGAGAGAGAGCGAUCUGACAAAGAAAGCACCAGCGCCUACAAUACCGGGGGGGAAAGCUGCAGAAGCACUCCUUUAGUGAGUGAGCAAAACCCCUCAGAAGAGUCUCCCUGCCCUCUGCCAGGUAGAUAUAGAGACAGGGCAGGCUGGAGUGAGAGGGGGCGAGCUACUUUCAACUGUUCCUUCUCACCCAACACGUACCGGAAGUUCCAAGCCAGCUCAAAUACUGGACAAAAGUUAAGGUCACUGUCGCGAGACGAGGGUAUGUGGAGGGGGUCUGAUGAUGGGGUGCGGAGGAGCCCCAGAUUGCAUGACUGUCAGGAAAGAACCGGUGGGCGCAGUGCUGAGUCAAGCCCUUAUUUUACCCGCCGUCGUCAUAGUAACAACCCUCCCGAGCGUUACCAGAGCUGCAUGCAGCUGGGUUCAGCCAUCUCUGAGGGUAGCGGACCCUUGGAGAGGACAGUGGAAGGAGAGAGCGACGUGGUGAUUGGUAGCAGUAGGGAAAACAGCGGACGGGAGAGUCCUAGAAUGAGCCACACUCCCCCUCUUAGCCCUGUGCUGAACCCCAAUCCCACUAAACUCUCCUUAGCUCUCCCUCUACCUCCAGCAUCCCCACGCAUGGAGUGGAAGGUGAAGAUCCGCAGUGAUGGCACACGUUACGUAGCCAAACGGCCAGUACGAGACCGGUUGCUGAAAGCUCGUGCCAUGAAGAUCCGUGAAGAGCGCAGUGGCAUGACCACAGACGAUGAUGCUGUAAGCGAGAUGAAGAUGGGACGUUACUGGAGCAAAGAGGAGCGGAAGCAGCAGCUUCUGAGGGCACGCGAACAGCGUCGCCGUCGAGAGUUCAUGAUACAGAGCCGGCUUGAGUACCUUCGUGGCCGGGACCUUGAGCAAGUACCUGGAGCACAGCUCGACCCCCAACCCCCCGCCUCCAUUCUGGAGCUCAGCCAGAAGAAGAGCAUGAAGAAGCGUAACCGAAGGAUCUUGGACAACUGGAUAACCAUCCAAGAGCUGCUAGCCCACGGGUCAAGAUCUACAGAUGGGAAGAAGGUGUACAAUCCCCUGCUCUCUGUUACCACAGUCUGA
This is a messenger RNA of Chanos chanos (milkfish), 2613 nucleotides long. It is a transcript of the gene pdzd4, whose product is annotated as PDZ domain containing 4. The record is from RefSeq and is a predicted model, not a curated record. The coding region runs from base 1 to 2613 and encodes 870 amino acids. Gene Ontology annotation, molecular function: protein binding. NCBI's taxonomy places the organism in Eukaryota, Metazoa, Chordata, Actinopteri, Gonorynchiformes, Chanidae. The transcript has 7 exons.